AUGGAGACAUAUCACGGCCAUGUUCGCACUCCUGCGGACGCAAUUAUCCUGUUCGAGGCAUGUCGAAUCGGCCUGCUGCCCAGAGUUCAGAGGCGACUAUCAGAAAAGGAGAGACAGUCGAUAAAGUCAGGCUCAGUGUUCGUCUGGGAUGAGCGGGAAGCUGGCAUGCGGAGGUGGACAGACGGCAAGUCGUGGAGCGCCAGCAGGGUAUCAGGCAGCUUCUUGACAUACAGAGAGAUGGAAGGCAAGCGCGGAGGUAGCCAUGCUGCCCAGGCGUCGUCGAGAGCCGGGAAGACGCCGGACAGCAAUCGGGGCAGUGAUGAGGACGGCGGCGAAGCGGGUGAAGAAGGGCCUGACGGUUACCGGUACAAGCCAGACGGCCUGAUGAAGCAGUCCUUCAGCAUAACGACCUCGACCGGACAGCACCUCCACUUGAUCAGCUACUAUGCUCGGUCACAUCCAACCGUCCCUGGCCUUAAUCAGCCCUCGACUGACCCGUCACUGCGACACAUACAGCCACAAAAGGGCCUAUAUCCAGAGUCCAGCGUUAAUGACCAGCAGAACCUCCCGGUUGUCACCAGAGGGCCCAUGGCCGGCACUGCCUUCCCAGUACCGCCUCCUGUCCAGCAUUAUGGCCGUCCACCGGCAGCUCACCCCCACGGAUACGCUCCAAACUCAUAUAACUGGCCAGUAUCACACCCGCCCCCGAUGAAUGGGCAGCCACAUCCAGCGCAACCUGGGUAUCCUCCCGGCGGCUAUCUUCCGCCACUCUCAGGCGCCAACGGCCAUCCACAGUAUCAGUACGCCCAUCCCCAGCACCACCACCUCCCGCCUUCUCAGCCGGCCUACCCACCGCAGUAUGACCGUCCUCAUCCGGCUGAUGUUCCACCUCCACCGGUUGCUCAUGGCAGUAACAGCCAUAACGCCAGUCCUCGUGGAUAUCCUUACUACGCUACCGCAAGAUCACCGGGACAUCCACAGGCUGGCCAUAUGGGACCCGGAGAACCUGUAUAUCAGCCUGGCGGUAAGCCAGAUCCGCGACUUAGCGUAUCAUCUUCUGGCUCACGCUCACCGAGAGAAGCCAUGGGCUCGCUGCAGCACACUCCCAUGAAAUCUCCUGGUCUAUCACAUAUCAAUCGGUCUCCCCAGCAAUCAAGCCCCCAACAAAACGGCCACGGACAUGUCCCAGUCCACAGCCAUGGCCACCCUCUCGAUAUACCGCCCGCUUCAUCUGCUACUGCCGUACCCAGCAUUAAUGCUCUGAUGAACGGUCCGCCACUGAACGAGAGUGCCCGUAUGCCAGGCUAUCACCAGGGAGUCCCAGCUCCUGGAAUUGCAGGAGAUGGGCCAAAGGAUAUUCCUAGCGAGAAAAUCGGAUUUGGCGAAGACAUGAGAGCCCUUCGGCAACUUGAUAGGGUAUUUACUGCCUAG
Molecule: messenger RNA, 1431 nt
Organism: Nannizzia gypsea CBS 118893
Lineage: Eukaryota; Fungi; Ascomycota; Eurotiomycetes; Onygenales; Arthrodermataceae
Product: cAMP-independent regulatory protein pac2
Exons: 1
Coding region: 1-1431 (476 amino acids)
Molecular function (GO): DNA binding
Source: RefSeq, a predicted model, not a curated record